Leptidea sinapis is the source of this 4057-nucleotide messenger RNA. Its product is annotated as putative inositol monophosphatase 3. Gene Ontology annotation, cellular component: endomembrane system. Lineage: Eukaryota; Metazoa; Arthropoda; Insecta; Lepidoptera; Pieridae. The transcript has 3 exons. Gene Ontology annotation, molecular function: 3'-nucleotidase activity. The coding region runs from base 222 to 1232 and encodes 336 amino acids. The record is from RefSeq and is a predicted model, not a curated record.
AUAAUAUCACUUGUAGUUGGCAGUUGCAUCACCAUAAUAAAAAUAUAAAUAUUGAUUAUUGACAUACCUAUUUGUAAUAUUGUGAUGAUAAAAUAAUGAAUCCGAAAUGUAAAAGUAUCCGAAUUCUUAACUGAAUACAGCUAACAAUUUAUUAAGAAGUGGAUAUUCAAAAUGAAAAUAAUUUUAUAGUAUUGACUAUUGGACCAUUCGAAUAAUUCGAAAUGAAUUUAGGUGGCACCUUGAGGAUUAACAAGUUUGCUUGUUUUGUAUUAAUUUUCCUACUUUUUCUCAUAAUAUAUUGGCGGUCCGGUGGUAAUGGGUAUCCAUCAGACACCAGCGAUCUAGUUAAUAUCAAAUCGAUUUUAAAAGCAGCUAUUAUAGCAGCAGAGCGUGGAGGAGAAGUGAUUGUCAGAAAGGGUCAGGGCAUUGUGAGGAGCAAAGGUAAAACGAAAGAAGGCGCCAAUGACCCCGUUACAGAUGCUGACUAUGCUUCUCAUUGUGCCAUGUACUUCACUCUAAAAAAUGCAUUCCCGAGGUUGUCUGUAGUAUCUGAGGAGCAUGCAGUGAGUGACUCCAGCUGUCAGGAUCAAGAUCCUAUCGACGUGGAGGCUGCACUCCAUGGGCAGAGGCAGAUAAAUUAUAUGGCAGAUGAGCAUGUUUAUGCUAAAGAUGUCACUGUAUGGAUUGAUCCCUUAGAUGCUACACAAGAAUACACAGAGGGACUGUAUGGUUAUGUGACAACCAUGGUGUGUGUAGCUAUUAAUGGAGUGCCAAUCAUAGGAGUCAUUCAUUAUCCAUUCCCACCUACCACAUAUUGGGGAUGGGUCUCUAAGAAGACUUCCAACAACAUACCCAAUGUAUUAUAUAACAAAGAAAUCAAGAAUCACCCUCAAGUUGUUGUGUCCCGCUCCCACCCUGGUAAAGUGACAGAGUUAGCCAAGAAAGCAUUUGGACAGGAGACAAGCAUUUCAAGUUCGGCUGGUGCGGGAAACAAAUUCAUGAGUAUAGUUAACGGCACCAACAAUGUUUACUUACAUGAAACUGCAAUCAAGAAAUGGGACCUAUGUGCUGGACAUGCCAUUUUAAAAACUAACAAUGGUACAGUGACAACGACAAAGGGCAACAUCAUAGACUACUCAAGUGCUGGUAAUGCUGUGGUGAAGGAGGGCAUAUUGGCUAGUUUGUAUGAUCACGAUUAUUAUUUAAAAAGACUAUUGGCAACAUUUUCUUAAUUAGUUGUAAGAUUUAAAUAUUGGUAAAUGAAAGAUCAGAGAUAUAUAAAUAAAUGUAUUUUAUUGUAUAAUACAAAGUCUAUAUAAUAUAUUAUUUUAGUGUAAAUUGUGAUAUCAUCAGGUAUGAGAGUAAUAAAUGCUUGCUAGGCAGUAAUUUUUUAUCUAUCCUGGUGUGACAAGUAACUGUAAGUAAAGAUCAGCAUUGAAAUGAUUCGGACACUUGUAACAAAUACAGUCAUAACUCACGAAUUUCUUUAAAGCUUCGCUAUCCUAUACUUACAUAACCAUGAUCCACUUAUACAAUAUUAAAGAAAUGGUGAAGAAUUCAGGUAAAUAAAGAAUGCACUUCCUUUGGCAUUGUAGAGGUUUCCCGGCAACUUGAUCAGACUAUACAGUUAACAUAUAACCAGUUACUGUCCCUUAAUGAAGCAGCCAUUUACGAUAGGUGAUGCAGGGAGACAGAAGAAACACCUCCACAUCACUCCUUGAAAUGCACAAUGUCUCAAUCAAGACGCUAAGUGUGUAAUAGCCCAGUCAAAGUAACUUUACAUGAAUUCUGUGGCAUUAAUAAUAUGUGCUCUUUUAGAAAUUCAGUGGUUAUAAUAUUAUGUUGAUUGAAUGCCCUCACAAUGUAUGCAAUUUAAGUGAAGUGACCACAUACAACAAAGAGUGACUUGAAUCAUUGAUGAUCAAGUCAUCUCCAAUAAACUUGAUUCUUUGGUGUUGCGUGGAGAUGUGGGUUCUCUCUGCAUCUUCUAUCGCGUUUAUCACGCGGAGUGCCUAGAGGAGUUGUUCGGGUUGAUUCCAGUUGCCGAAUUCCACCACCAGACAUUACAUCAAAAUGCAAAAUACCACCCACAUCACAUAGACGUCUGGCAUUCCACAACCACGCGUUUCGCAAGAAAUUUCUUGUCUCGCACAGCCGCUUUGUGGAAUCAAUUCCUGAACCAAUAAAUAGACUUAGGGACCUUCAAAAAAAGAGCAUACUCUCACUUUAAAGGCCGGCAACCAAUCCCUUGGCACCUGUUGUUGCGGAUGUCCAUGGGCGGUGAGUCUCAUGUCCAAUUGCCCCCUCUUACAUAAAAAAAAAUUACCUGCUCAUUUUAAAUCUGAUUAAAAGUAGAAAACCUAGAGUUAAAUUUUUGCUAUCUUUAUCAUAAUAUGACAUUUUUAUUUAUUUACUACUUACUACCUUUUAAAGUAGAUAUUCAUGUUAAAAUAAAAUGUAUACUUUAAUGGCCUUACAAAUAAACUUUGUAAAAAAGUUAUACCUGAGAAGAAUCCAAGAAUAUGCAAAUUGUAUACAAAUAGACAAUUUGCAUAUGCUUGGUUCGGACGCAUAACGUUUCCCGCGUUUCAAUUCAAUUUUUUGUGUUAUGGCGUGUGGCUGCACCAAUCGGGCGCUUUCCCGCGUAUUUGCUAGAUUACCUGACAUUAGGAAAACUUCAGAAUUAUCAUUGUAUUGACAUUGUUGUCAACGAUAUAGUUAACAUUUUGCAUAUUCUUGGUUUACUCUUAGAUAUAACUUUAUAUUUUUGUAAGGCCGUUAGUCUAAAUUAUUAUUUUAUAUGGCUAUUUUUAUAAAUAAGUACCCUGUGCUAUUUAUUUCCUUUAGUGUGAACUUCGAUCAAAUAGGCACUAAAUCAAAAAUGUUGUUGCGAUAAUUUUGUAAUCUCCAGGUAGGGGAAGGGUAGAAUAGAUAUGAAACCAUAAUAUACCAUUUUCCUGAUAUUGACUGCUGAAUCUAGUACAUAUUUGGUCGAAGAGUGUGACUGCAUGAAUGAUAUCGUUAAGUAGAUUCAUAAUGUUUGUUGUGAAUACAUUAUACGUAGGUAGGGUGUUCAAUAAAAAGUGAAUAUGCUCGUGUUGUUGGUAACUUUUUUUAAAUCUAAUUUUAUUUUUCAAUAUAAGUUUAAGUGUUAGUUGCCUUUUAGCUUAAAACGUCUACACAAAUAAAAUUUGAAAACAAAAUUUUAUGAACGAUGCAGGACUCGAAUGCACGACCUCUCGCGUUCCGUGCGAGUGCUCUCCCAACUGAGCUAACCGUUCGAAUGACACAUCGUCAUAAAAUCUUGUAUGCUUUGUUCAACUCUCAGGUUGUGGCUUCAUUUAAUCCUAGAAGAUCACUUGAAAAUUGUUUAAAACGUCUAAGUAUUUUUUCCUAAAUUCAAAUUGAAUUUGAAUUAUCUCUCUGUGUCCCUUCAAAUAAUCCUCCUACCUUGUGGGCUAGGCAGUGUUCACAACCUGAGGCCAGGCAGCUAUCAUACCAAGGCUGUAAUAUUAUAGUAUCCAACAGAAUAAUGACUUUAAUUAUUAAUACAAUAAAAAUUAUAUGAAACGUGAGAAUAACUGAAAUAAAUCACAUUAAAAGACGCUAUCGAUAUCGAUCGCUGAUUGGCCGACAGUAUUAUUGUUUGAACAUGACAACACUGUACUUUAUUUUUAAUGCCGUGGAGGAUGUGGACUGUUCAUGUUAUUAAUUUCAAUAGAAUUAUAUAAUUAGUAAUAAUAGUGUUCAGUUAUUUACAACCCCUUAUAAUAAAUAAAACAUGUUCCGUACUAAAAUUUAAAGCACAGAUAGGUACUAACUGCACGCAAUAAAAUUUUCGAGAACACGCUCCGGCGAACUGAAAAUAAGACUUCCAUUUCUAAACAAUAGAAUAUUAAUAUAAUUAUUUCGCUUUUUUUAAUCUGAUCAUUAAUAUUCCAGCUUUGUCACUAUUCAUUGAAUGCCCUUCGUUUAUUAGGUAGCUAUAGCUAAAUAUUUUACUGUACACAUUCAUGUUUUUAUUUAUUUUUGAAAUAGAUGGCGCAUCAAAGAUGAA